Molecule: messenger RNA, 189 nt
Organism: Helobdella robusta
Lineage: Eukaryota; Metazoa; Annelida; Clitellata; Rhynchobdellida; Glossiphoniidae
Exons: 1
Molecular function (GO): protein dimerization activity
Source: RefSeq, a predicted model, not a curated record
UUAAAUGAAGAACAAAUUCAAGAGUUACGUUUGAAAGUUAACAGCCGAGAAAGAAAAAGAAUGCACGAUUUGAAUUCAGCAUUAGACGCCUUGAGAGAAGUCAUGCCUUACUCUCAUGGACCGUCUGUAAGAAAACUUUCCAAAAUAUCAACACUGACUAUGGCAAGAAAUUAUAUUGUGAUGUUGACC